Molecule: messenger RNA, 2554 nt
Organism: Papaver somniferum (opium poppy)
Lineage: Eukaryota; Viridiplantae; Streptophyta; Magnoliopsida; Ranunculales; Papaveraceae
Exons: 8
Coding region: 40-1512 (490 amino acids)
Source: RefSeq, a predicted model, not a curated record
CUGGGGGAGAUCAGGCUAGAGUUUCCGCGAGUCUGUAAAAUGGAAACAAUGACAAAUAAUUCAGUUAUUGAAGAUCGACAACAAUUCGGAACUUCUUCACAUAGAAGUUUACAUGAAGUUCGAAGGUCCUUAAGCGGGUUGAAUUCUAGGGUUCCUCGUCAAAGACCAGAUAUGAAGAGAGUGAAAAGAGUAAGGUUUGCAGAGACUGAAGUUGAUUGUCCAGUAAUUGGAAAACGUAAUCCUUAUGCACUACCGGCGAAAGAAGCCCUUCCUCCUACUUUUGAAGAACCAAAAACAUCAGAGUAUGCAUUUUAUAAGAAACUUCGUACAGAUGCUGAUGGUAGUUUCAACUCGUAUACACAGAAGAAACAGGACACUGCAGAAGCAAAUAGACCUGUUAGAGAGCCGAGCAACACACGCAAUCCUGUUAAAUUUGAUGAUCUGAGAAGGUCUUUGAUGCCUGUUGCAAUGGUUACACCAAUUAAAGUCGGAUCACCUCAGAUGUCCCGGCCAUCUCUGUCAUUACCAGGGGAGUCAAGGAACUCAGUACGAUUGGUUUUUGUCGCACACACAUCUGGGCUGCACUGCUGCACUUGGGCUCAAAACAGAAAUGUGGAAGUCUUUGCAGCAAAGAGGAAGAAAUUACUUCGUUGGGCUUUGGAAUUCUCAUCUAGUGACAUUAGCCAGUGCCACUCAAAAGGGUACGAUUUGGUAUCAGUUCUCCUACAACGGCUAAUUCCUGAGAGCAACAAAACUGCAAGCAUGCAGAUUUGUUCUACUCAAAAGACAAAGCAUCCAGUGUCGACCACCAAGUCUCAGUUGCUUGCCCUGGAGGAGCUUCCUGAAAGCUCAUCUUCGCCUGUGAAUUUUGUUCGACCUUUUGCUAAGCAUUGCAUAGAAAAUGGUUUGUCAAACUGUUGGUCCAACCAGUUUAGAGAGAACAUUUUCAUGCAGUUGGAUACUAAGAAUUCUGGUUCUCCUUUAGCUCAGCAGGCCAACAAAUUUCACCUUCAGUGUCGAAAGAGAUACUCUGAUGAUUUUACAGGUGAUAAAAGACGUAGAAGUCUGCAGAUAAUGAGGGAAUCCGAUUUUGAUCUUGAUCUUAUAGAUGAUAGAAAACUUGGAAGUUUGCAGAUGCGAAGGGAAUCAGAUUAUGAUAUUGACUACCUAGAUAGAAAAGAAUUAUUCAGUGGAUAUGGACAUCCUUCACUAAAGCAAUCUAAAUCGGACUUCUCAAUCCGUGGAAACCUGCAUUCAUUCUGGGAUUUUUCAGAGAAGCAACUUGGCCUUAGUAACAAGUCAAGCUCCAAAGAGUUGGAUGCGCUUUAUGAUCUAAAUGAACCUCUACUUAGAAGUGAACAAUGUACUCAAUAUUUGGGUUACUAUGACUAUGAUUGGGGAAAUGAACAAUAUCUUUCUUGCAAUUCUCCAAUCACCAUAUUGGAUUGGAGUCCCACUUCAAGUACUUUAUCAGAAGAUUAUAACUGGACAACUUCAAACCUGCGCAACUGAGCUGCAGUCUUCAUCUGUUUUUUUCCCUUUGUGAGGGUACAGGUUUUCCUUUGUUGGACUCCUACUCAGAAAGCUAUCCUCUACCUGGUUUGGGAAGAAGCCAAAUCAAUGAAAACAGGAACUGUCAAGUUGCCAUCUCGCAUCAUUUCCCACCGAUGAACAUAUCUUUCAACUCCCCCAUUAUCUUUCUUUUACAGAGAACAUUAAGAUGAGUGGUGACUGCAUAAACAGAAGUAUCUUACACUCUCCGUGUGGUAACGUCAGAUUCAUGAGCAUGGGUUUUAGGGAUACGAUUUUGCCAAAUUUGGAGAAACUGCAACUACCCUCUGGUGUUAACUUCAAUUAUGAAACGAAGGGAUUAUCAGCCAUCGGUUCUGUUGAAGAGUAUCCCUCACCAGGCCAAUCUGAUUUACAACUGGUCGCGUAGGAUACAAAAGGUCUAUAUUCUUCCUCACAUAUGGGAGCCAUGAAUGAUAUGUGCCUGGAAGGCUUAAGCCACGAAGCAGCAUUUUGUCACAAUGAUGAAGAUAUAAUAGAUACCCAUGACUACUCCCCCAUUGGUUUCAAGUUUUCUCUGAACGCAGAAAUGGCCUGUCCGAGGCUGCUUGACAAAUCAAGAUGGAUAGAAAUAGAAAAAAAAAUCUCCAAAAAAAUAAAUAAAUAAAAAUAGAAAAAAAAUAAAAAGAUGGAUAGAAAUAGAACCAUUAGAAACGUCUCACGACUAUUGGGGAUAAAUAUUCAUGUCACCACCUUGUUCUGCUUCUGGACUUCUUGUGCUUGGACAAAUAUCAUCUUUGGGUUGGACUGCACAGCUAGCAGGUACUCUCAGUUGUUGAUAUUGCCACCGAGAACUACCCACUUUUUUGCAUAAUUUGAUAUACCCAACUUUCUCCACCAGUUCAGUUUCUGGAGAAAAUGGUUGGCUAGGGUGAUACCUUUGUUUUUUGAUAGGGUUACAGUACUUGCUUGUAUUUUGGUCAAGCUAAUAAUGACUGUUAGUUUGUAUUAAUUCAUGCUUUAAUAAUAGUGCACAUUGUCAGUA